Patiria miniata (bat star) is the source of this 8835-nucleotide messenger RNA. RefSeq names its product nascent polypeptide-associated complex subunit alpha, muscle-specific form-like (gene med1). Gene Ontology annotation, cellular component: mediator complex. Gene Ontology annotation, biological process: regulation of transcription by RNA polymerase II. Gene Ontology annotation, molecular function: transcription coregulator activity. The transcript is spliced from 17 exons. Bases 5 to 7417 code for a protein of 2470 amino acids. NCBI's taxonomy places the organism in Eukaryota, Metazoa, Echinodermata, Asteroidea, Valvatida, Asterinidae. The record is from RefSeq and is a predicted model, not a curated record.
AAAUAUGGCGGCCGUCGGGGUUUCAGUACCAACCUCUGUGGAAACAAAUGGGCCGAUAAAGCCCAGUCUAGGCUCCGAAAUGAAUGGCAACGGCAGCGCAGACCAUGAGGAGGUAUUAUCGUCCUUGAUGGCCAAACUAAAAACUACUAGUGAGCAGAUCAAGGUGUGGUCAGAGACAAGCCGCAAACUACGUGCUGCCAUGGCAAAACUCUCAGAGCCAGAUGCGGUCGACCCCAACAGACUGCAGAAAUGCUUGGACAAGUUAAAAAUGGCCAUUAAAGUGUCAUCAUUACCAGCAAUGACUGAGAGAUUGGAGACCAUGGCGAGACAAGUUGGGUUAAAGUUCACUGCUAACCUGGGAGGCACCGACGUGUUCAUCAGCUCAGACACGUUCUACGUGGAGGUUCUCCUGACCAACAAUGGUGGGGUGAAAGACGUCAAAGUGGCCCAUCACAGGGAGCCAGUGUCCUGUCCGGAGAUGUGCGAAGUCUUAAAGAAGAACGAUUUCAAGGAAUUCGCAGAACACCUGAAGGGACUGAUACAACUCUACCAGGCGGGAGGAGAUAGCGCUCAGAAGAGCAAAGCGUUCAACUGUUUGCAAGCUUUGGAAACUGAUCUGAACAUGCUGUUCAAGAUGUACAGGACAGUGACACAGCCCAUGCUGCACAUAUCACGGGGACCAGUCGGCCUUCUUACCCCAAGGGUUGGUGGCUAUCCCACCAGACUGACCUUCUUUGUUUCACCGUACGACCUGUUGGACCUGGAGAAGAAACAGUCAACAGUGCUGAAUAUGAAAGAGCCCCUGCCCAAGGAUCUAGGCCUGUCGGUCAGCGUUGGCUUGGAGAGCUCACCGACACGCAAGCUGCAGACUGUCCCGCUAAUCACCGUUCCCACCGCACCAGAUGGAAGCAUGGGGAGUCCACAAGCCACUCCAUUAAACCAGCAUAACAGUGUUGCCCUACCGGCCUCCUUCGUCUUGAAACUCAACAAGGCUAUGGCCCUCUCCAUGCACAUCAUUAAACAGCUACACAGCCUACAUGGUGUCAUUAUGCAGUGUGUGGAUGUUUCGUCAGCGGCACCUCUCAAUAGCCUGAUAGCUCGUUACAUCCUGGAUCCGACGCUGGGACAGACCAUGGGCAAAGACUCCAAGCACACGGGAAACACAUACUACGUGAGCUUGCCUGAUCAAGAACACUGCUACUUCAUCAAUGAGUGCAUCUCCAGUAACGACAUGACCAAUUCCACGCAUAAUGCCCACAUGCGCGGUGUACUGGUCUCCAAGCUCACCUUCACUAAUCAGAUGCACGUCAUGAAGAUGCUGUCGUUGCUCAGGCAACAGGCUGUCUACAACACGCUCAUUGCCAGCUGCGUCCGUGCCGAGGAGGAUGGAGAUCCUACCAAAGCGAUGUUGUUUGAGAUCACGCCCUUCACCCACCAGAAGCUGACCGUGACUUUUGAGCAUCCAGCAACCGAUGGCAUGGGAUGUGUUGAGAUGGAUCUGACCGAGUCGGCUAGCGUCAAGUGUAGGCUGCACACACCUAGCGGUGAGGAACCAAUCUGCAGUGAUGAGUACGCAACCAGGGUGCUGCAGAGGUGUUUGUCGAUUCCUGUCACCAUGCGUGCCAUCAUGAAGAAAGCUGCGUCCAUGAUCCAAACCCAAGUCCAGAAGCCCAUCCCCGCGGCGACUCUCCUAAACGAGCCGCCAACUACCACAAGUCACGUCCCCGGCAGCCUGGUCCAUCAACUGAAGUCCACCCUGACUGGACAGAGCCUGGCAGCCUCCAUGAAACAAGGUGCUGGUCAGCAGAGGAGCAUCCUGAGCGACAUGAGAACCUCCAUGGAAUCUAUCCUGGUGCAGCCUGCCUCAGCUCUUGAGCUGUCGUCACUACAAAUUGACAACUCUAAAGUGGAGCAGAACCCGAUGUUAGCCAGCUUGCUGCAGCAUGCUAACCCCACCACCGCUAUUGGCUCUCCCAAGGACAAUUCCAGCCAAAUGCUGGCAACAGAUGCAGCAGCUGCUGCACAGACCGCUGCCGUCAAGUCCAAGAGGAAUCCCAUGUUGAUGACUCUUCUGCAGGAGCAGACCAAGCAACCAGCUCAGAUUAUGGCCACACCGCUCUCAUCACUCACCCCAGCUCAGCAGGCCCCUCUCCCACAACCUCCCAUCCCACAGCCGACUCUCCAGCAACCGAGUCUACCAUCACCUGUCCCUGGAAAGCCAGCGAAAAAGCGCCGCCGGAUAAAAUCGGCCCUCUCAACUGACAAAUCCCCAAGGAGACCUUUCAGCGAAGAUGACAGCUCCAGGGAAUCCUCAUUUGAUUUUGAAGGGGGUCACGGAGUGCCAGAACGAUCACCUUCACUCCACACCCCAAAGAUUCCAAGUGACUCCCAGAUAUUUUCCCAUUUUCCCAUGCCAACAGAGGCUGCCAAGCCCUACCAACCUUCUGGCACGAUGGAGCCACCUCGAACAACUUCCCAAAUGGGAGAACUCUCCGCCCUACUUGCUGAUAUUGUGGAUACAUCUGGCAAGUCAGGUCGUCGACAAAAGCGUUCAGACAGCACCAGUUCGCAGUCAAGUGCUGGAGGAAGACCAUCUCUGUCCCCAAAGACACCAACCUCUUUGCCCAUGACGUCAAGCUAUGGAGGUCCUCCAAAGCCCGGCAUGCAGUCCCUCCACACACCAGAACAUGUCAUGCAAGCAGUCACUGAUGCACCCCCUCCACAAAUUGGCAAAAUGAUGUCUCGACAGGAUUCCCAGCAGGCAGCAAGAAGCACUGCCGAUACGGAUGUAUUCAGCUCUCAUGGUACAGAGCUGUUCUCCCCCGAGGAGUUUUUGGCGAUAUCAUCUGGAGAAAGUGAUGCCCCGGAGAGUGGCAAUCAGCAGUACAACAUCAGUGAGUCCCUGGAUUUCAACACCGACAUCCUGAAGAGUGGAGAUUCAAGCUUUGCUGAUGAUCUGAUCGAGUCCACAGGUGAUAUUGACAUGGAGGCGUGUGAUGCCACAGCAUUUGGACUCUCCAGUGUCAACUUGGCCAUAGCACGCAUGGGGGUUCAGACCACCAAGUCACCAUCAGCAAGCGAGACAGGCCCUGAUGGUAAGAUGAGGUCAGAGUUCAAGUUGUCAACUGCGGCAGCACUCAGCGCAUCGGCAGCCUCUGCAGGAUCAACACCGCCAUCAUCAGGGCAAUCAGCCUUCCAGAGCAUCAGCCCGGGUGUUGGCAACAAACUCUUGCGGGCCGAGUCUGCUGACAUAGUCGGCUCAGGCAUGGCAUUAGAUCUAAGCAUGCCAAGUUUAUCUAAGAGCUUAGGUAGUGGGGAUUCACUGGCUAUGCACUCUGCAUUGAGAGAAAGAUCAAUGAGCAUGCCUGAACAUCACAAGCCACCUCCUGCAUCUCAAAGCAGUAACACUCAAUCCACAACACCCACCCGUAAGGUCAUCCGUGUUCCUCCAAUGGUCUCAAAAGGAAAACCUAAGAACUUUGUAUCUGAAUCUGCUGGCACACCACCACCUGACAACCCCAGCAAAAGAGGUCCUAAAAAGCGAUCGCGUAGAACUGGGAAGAAAAUGGAAGGCUUGUUAGGCGGAGACUCCCCUCCUCCCAAACCCAAGGAAAAGAAAAAGGCCAUCAAGCGUCGCCGAGUGGAUGUCUACAGCGACUCAUCUCCAGGAGAUGAUGAUGACAAUGAAGACUUGAGUGUCACUAUGAGCUCUGAAGCACCCUUGAAGAUGACAUUCAAGAUGGUCCGCGUCAAAUCAGAGCCCAAACCCAAAUCAAAGACCUCCAGCACUCCUAGGAUCAGAGUGAAACCUUUGAAUCCUAUGUCGAGUGCAGAUUCCACUCCAAAACCAGUUACUGGGAGCAUCACUAGUAAUGUCCCAGAAGUGAAAUUUCAACCAAAAUCCGAAGCUUCAGUGUUGCCCACUAAAACUGAAUCAGUUGGUGCCACCAAGUCAGAGGAGUUUCAAAAGAAAGAUUUUGCACCAGUUACAAAAAUUGACACCCAAGUCCAUCCUAAAUCUGAGACUGAGAAGUUUGAUUCAGCAGCUGCCAAGAGGCAGGCCUUUAGCAAGUCCUCAACUACAGCUGUUGCAAUGCAGUCUAAGGUUAAGAGCGACCUGAGCAAGAGCUCUUCUCAAAGUCUCAGCUCUAAGAGUAUCUCUUCUCCCAAAACUGCAGGAAGCCUCACCAAAUCCACCACUCUAUCCCCAAAAGUCUCCUUUUCCCCUAAGACAGCAUCCGCUUCUCCGUUGAAACUUGGAACAAAGUCUGAAUUGCAGACAUCGGGGCAGGUGUUCAAGUCCAAGGUAUCAGCUGAAGGCAUCAGGAGCUCCAUACCAUCCUCUGUCAAGAAGAUUAGCAAAGGGAUAGAUUCACAUGCCAGGAUGUUGAAAAAAUCCCUAAGUGCAGGGCAGAGACCAGAAGGACGGAAGGAGAUGAAGAAAUCACCUCUUCUUAAAACCUCCAAGCUCAUCCAGGGAUCACCUAAGGGGAUCAUGAAGGCACCAAGUGCUACAGUCUCUGCAUUUGGAAGUCCUUCCAGUUCAUCCACUACGCCAAAUAGACCCUCUCCAAUAUCGAUUCCACCUGCUGCUAAAUCCUCGCCAUCCGUUGAUGUUCCCCUGAACACAUCAGUCCCAGCAUCUGCAGCAGAUUCAGCAACAACCCAAACUCCAACAACACCUACAAGUGCAGGGCCUAAGACUCCCAAGUUGAUAGGCAAAGGCCGGAAGAACUCCCUAUCGGCCAUUGUCGGGAAACUCCAGGAAAGAGCUGGCAUUGCAUCUGUUCUGUCAAGUCCACCCAGACCUGGGCAAGACACUGAACCUUCUGGCCAGUCCCCAGUCAAAGAGAAAGCACCAAAAGAAAAGGUUGGUCCUGGAAAAGUACAAGAAGGUGACAGCAUCAAGCCUGUUACAUCAAAGCCUUUGAAGUCUGAACAUUCAGAGACAAAAGGCAGAGAAUCUCCAUCUAGCCUGAGCAAAACUCCAAAGUCAAAACCUCCCUCCUCUCAAUCAAAAUCAUCUGGAACAGCUUUCACUAAGCUUGGAGUUUCAUCCACUGUGGGAACACCAGUGACAACCUCAUCGUCCACUAAGCUCAGUGGUGCUUCUACCCCUACAAAGUUGUCUGCCUCCCCCAUUAAGACACCCUCAAUGCCCUCAUUCGGUCAAAGUCUACAGCGGGCAUCAACUUCCCCUAGCAGGCCGGUCCAGUCUCAGAAAACAUCACAAGUUUCCCGUCCACCAAAAGUUUCCACCCCUCCCAUCCCCCUCAAAGGACCAGCGCAGCCUGCACGUACCUCAUCACCAUCUGUUACGCCUAAAGCUACUGGCUCAUUUCUCUCAGCAUCAAAAGCUGCAACACCCAAGCCUGUGUCACCUUUGAAAUUGAGUACCUCGUCGGCUAUGCCUAUUGCCACAUCAGUUUCAAGUCCCAUCAAAACCCCACCAAGACAAGUUCUCUCCCCAAUGUCUCGAAAGCCGAUCAUCUUAAGUCGUUCCUCAUCAACAUACUCAUCUCCCGAAAAGGGCAACUCCAAGGUACCGGUAACCAUUGUAACAGUUAUGUCACCAAGGCUGGCUGCCACACACGCACGCCAGGCUGAGGUCCAAAAGGCUGGCACAGCUCCAGAUGUCAAGUCUGACAAGCCUCCAGAGGGACAGACAACUCCAACAGAGUCAAAGACUCCAACAGCUACAAAGCCUCCAGUUGCCAGUCAAUCUUCUGUUAAGGAUAGAAAGGUUGACCCAACACCGACACCAACGCUGACACCAGCACCGACAACUGAUACCGAUAACCUCCUGAAAGCACAAAGUUCAACCCACCCUAAAAAACCUAGCAACCCUCAGUUGAAGCCAGUUUCAAAAUCAGACGACAGCAGCAAACCCCGUAGUGCAUCUCCAAAACCAGGAACAGGCAGCAAACCACCUGUGCAGGGUGAUGCCAAACGAGCCGAAUCGGUCACAAAACCUACUAAAAGUGUAAGCAGCAGCACCUCAGCACCAACUGCUCCGACAGCCUCCAAAACAGAAUCCAAACCAGAAUCCACCAAGCCAACUUCAGAAUCCAAGCUCAUCCCUGACAAACCCAAACCAGACCUGAAAUUGGCCAUGAGGCCAAGCGUGAUGAAAUCAGACGGUGGUGUAAAGGAGGCAACUCAGACACCACCUACUCCAACAGAAGGUGGCUCAAAGCAACUACCCUCACAAACAUCUUCGCAACCAGACAAACCCAAGAGGCCAGCACAAGAAACCAAGCCGGAAAGUAAACCACCCGAAGCCAAAUUCUCCGCACCUGCUUCUGCCUCCACUGCAAAAGUGGAGACCAAGAAGCCACCCAAAGAUCAGUCUAGCUUGAAGCUUCAUCCUACUCCCAAACGUCAGGCAAGCCCAAAGCAUCAUCCAACUCUCAAAACUCAACCCAAGCCAAAACAGUUACCCAGCCCCAGUCGCCAACCAAGCCCAAAACACCAGCCAAGUCCAAAACACCAGCCAAGCCCCAAGCACCAGCCCAGUCCAAAGCAUAUGCCGAGUCCGAAGCACCAACCCAGCCCAAAGCGUCAACCAAGCCCUAAGCAUCAACCAAGCCCAAAACAUCAAAUGAGUCCCAAGCGGCAGUCAAGUCCAAAACGCCAGCCAAGUCCCGUACAGCAGCCUAGCCCCAAAGCCCCUACCCCCACCUCUACCCCCACCCCUACUCCUACCCCAGGCCCUGUCCCUACCCCUACCCCUGCCCCCACCCCUACUCCCGCCCUCACUCCUACCCCUACAUCUGCCCCUGCCCCAGAAAUUAUCAAACCACCCACACCAGGACCUCCACCACCAACAGAAGCUGAAUUCAAAGUGCCAAGUCCAGCCUUGGCUCCCAGCCCCAAACCUGCAUCCAUAUCAGGUGUCCCGAGUCCGAAAGUCUACGGCGGUGCAAAACCCAGCAGCCCACCUCGAGCAAUGAGUCCGUACUCUCCAGGAGUUCCCAGUCCACUUGGUAGCGGGAGCCGGAUGAUCCCCAGUCCAGGUGGAGUGCCAAGCACCCAAAGCAUCAAGAGAGCGGCCACUCCCGACGAGACGACUCACGUUGCCAAACGUCUCCACACGAUGAGCCCUGCUUACAGCCACAGCGGGAGCGAGGAUGAGCUGGUCAUUGAUGAUCCAAAUGCUCCCCACACCAGCCAUCCCAGGGGAGAGCCCUCCGUACCAGAGGAACGCAGGGGGAGCCUUCCACAGCAGGAAGCUGCUGUGACCUCCCCCUGUGCUGCUCUGCCGAGCUCACCCUGUGCGAAGCCCUCUAUUGCCAAGUCUCCAAUUGGGGUCAGUAUUGGGAGUGGGUCUGAACAUUCCCAACAGAGUCCUUGCCUGAUUGAUGAUGAUUUGAUGGACGAGGCUCUGCUCUCAUCAAUUGGUAAAGAAGACUCUUAAAUAAUAAUCCUUCAAAUAGUUGGAUGUUGGCACAGACUACGCCAGGAUGGGUUUCAUUUUCAAUGUUUUGCAUUUAGCACGCUUGUAUAUCAGCUCCAAAUACAAUCAAUGGAGACAAGCCAACUUGCUUGUUUAUCUGUCAUUGUUUAAUUCCACAUAAGUAAAGAAAAUAUUUCCAACAUGAAAGAGUCAAUGUGGAGAGUACCCCUUUGAGGUUUUUCUCCAAUCGCCUGAAAUAAAACUUAUACAUUCUUUACAAUUCUGGACUGUGUGAAGACCCCUGCAAAUUGGUCAAAAAAGAUCUGAUUUAAAAAAAAAAAGGAAUUUGUAGAUAUUAACAGAGCAUGACAGUAAAUGUAUAAUUUAAAAUAUUUGUGCUUUGCUUUGAAUGUGCUUAACCCGCAUGGUUAUCAUUGAAUGUGUGGCAUUUGUAGGAUGACAAGUCUAACUUUCAUUUUGAAAUUUAUAAAAAGCAAAAAGGGGAUUAUUUAUCAAAAACCGAUGUGGUUGUAAAUUCUAAGAUAUUUUGGUCUGUUACAUGUGAGGACUGUUUAAAACCAUCUGUGAUUUUAGGGGAUGUUCUUUAAAUUAACUACAUUAGCACAAUGCCGUCAGGGUUUUUCGUUUUUGGUUUUGGAAAAUUGCCUUCAAACAGAAUCACAAUGAACAAAGUCAAUUACAAGCCAUUACAAAACCACAGGGACAGUUUCACGAAGAAAAACAUGCAUUAGAAGUACCUUAAAAAAAAGUAUUUUUGGAGAUACAGUAUUGCUCUUUUGCAUGUCUAGUCAUUCGACAGUAUUUUCAUUUGUAGCAGUUACAGUAAUAAUUUAUGUAUUUUUUUUUUAUUUGUAUAUGUACUUAUAAAAUGUAUUGCAUUGUGCUUUAUUGGACAUAUAUGCCUUUCGUAAUACAGGCAAUGGCAAAAUCAAAUCAUGGUUGGAGUCAUGGUUCAGGAAAAAUUGAGAUAGUAAGAAGUGCUUGAAGUGGUAGUGGUUUUUAAAAUGUGCCACUUCACGCGACGUGAAAUUUGAACCGAGAAUUUAUGCACAAGGAAUUUGAUGCCGAGUUUUUCAUCCGACUAUGUAGGAAGUCAACACAGCGGUGUCUUUUUUUUUUCUGUGAAUUGGCCAUGUUUUUUUAAACUCUUCUUUUAGCGUAUUUAUGAGAACAGUGGCAGUGGUGCUAAAACUGGCACUUUUUAUGUGCACUUUCUCCUGAAGACAUUUUUUUCUGCAUCGUGAUUGGAACCGAUGGUGUUCCGAGAUCCGAGAUGCUUGAAGAUAAUAUAAUUUUGCAUCAAUAUCAGACUAGGGCGAUUGUCUCACAAGAUUAAUAUGAAUCAAUGCAUCAAGCAUUGCCAAGCUGUAUUGUAUUUUGCUUGUCAAUAAAUUUUACGCAGUGAAUGUGCUGAUGUA